This is a messenger RNA of Maniola jurtina (meadow brown), 2208 nucleotides long. RefSeq lists its product as uncharacterized. The coding region runs from base 1 to 2208 and encodes 735 amino acids. Gene Ontology annotation, biological process: proteolysis. NCBI's taxonomy places the organism in Eukaryota, Metazoa, Arthropoda, Insecta, Lepidoptera, Nymphalidae. Gene Ontology annotation, molecular function: aspartic-type endopeptidase activity. The transcript is spliced from 2 exons. The record is from RefSeq and is a predicted model, not a curated record.
AUGUAUUAUCUUCUCGGUAAACUGACGGGGAAGGCGCUUAGCGCAUGCUCAGGAAUAACACCCUGCGCCGAGAAUUAUUCUUUGUUGUUGCAAACUCUCAUAGACAAAUAUGACGAUAAACGAAUGAUAGCUGCUACUUAUUUAGAUCAGUUGUUAGAAUUUAAAUCGAUAAGUGCCUCUGCCGAUAAUUUUGAUUUAUUUAUAGAAAAGUUUGUGGCGGCCUAUAGGGGCCUUAAAAAUCUUAAGCUACCUGAUUUGACAGAUUUUAUUGUAUUACAUAUCGCGCUUAAGAAAAUAGAUUCAGAUUCUAUACGUACUUUCGAACGGCUAGGUGAUUCGUCUUCGAUACCUACCUUCGAAGAUUUAGUUAAUUUUAUUAAAAAUCAAUCUAAAAUAAUGCAGCGCUUGUCUCCAGCGUCUCCGAGCAGUGAUACAAAGAAGAUUGUCGAUCGUGGAAGCACAGCUAAUAAGAAAAAUGCUUCUUCUCAAAAACUAGCCUUUGUAACCACGGUUGACAAUAAUAAACCCGCUGUUAAAUGUUUAUGUGAUAAUAUAACUCAUCAACAUUUAUUCAAAUGCCCGCGAUUUGUGCAAGCUUCUCCAGAAGAACGCUUCCAAUUAGUUAAACAAUGUAACGCGUGCGUAAAUUGUCUUUCCAAUAAGCACAAUCAGGUUUCGCGCUGCAAUUCAAAUACGAAUUGUAAAAAGUGUAACUUGAGGCACUCGACCUGGCUCCACAUUACUGCGUCAGAUUCGAACCCCACUACCUCCAGUGGCAUGCCCGACACUGUAACCACUGAGCCGCUAGGCACCGCGCCCGCCGCGUCGAGCGAUGCGCAGGCGCCGCUGCCGGCCGUCAUACAGCCCGUGCGCUCGGCCGCGGUCGUUAGAACCGGUCCAACGGUAACUUUGAACGAGAGCGUCGUAUUAUGUACGAGAUCCAUUGCCGCGUCGCAAACAUCGUGUAAUGAAAGUUCCUCUGAACCUCGCGAGCAAUGUAAUAUGCCUACUUCGGUUUUGCUCGCGACGGCUCAAGUGAUAGUCUACGAUAGUAAGGGAAACACUCAUCUAUUGCGUUGUUUGUUAGAUACCGCGGCUGAAGCUAACUUUAUUUCAGCUGAUUGUUGUACGCGCUUGAAUAUUCGCCAAAACGAUACCCUACACACAAUUGUUAAGGGUUUCGGUGGCUCAGAAAAACCUAUAAGUAAGUCGGUGUCCGUGCAAUUACAUUCUAAGUAUAAUACGAACAUUAAAUUCGAUAUUUCAGCACUGGUCGUAGAUCAUAUAACAGAAAACUUGCCUUCGUCGCUUAUCGAUAAAGACGCGCUCGCGCAUUUAAGUAACUUACACCUCGCCGACAAUGCGUUCGCGAGUCCAAGCCCUAUUGACAUGUUAAUAGGGUCUUCACUGUUUCCGCAUUUAUUGCUUCCAGGUGUCGUACUCGGAAAGCCUUCCGAGCCCUCGGCUAUACAUACCGUAUUCGGCUAUGUUCUCAUGGGCUCGGCGCCUGCACUAAAGCCUACUAGUAUUCAGUCAACUACGACUGCCUGCCUUGCCUUAGUGCGUAGUUCGUCGACUUCCGCUACGGGCAAUCUAAAUAAUCUUCAGGAGCUUACCUGCGCGUCCGUUCAAGGUUCCGUUGGCCAUGAAUGCGAAAGAUUAUCUAGCACUAUCACUGCACGAGUUUCCGUCGGUGAUAGUCAUUCAAUUGCAAUACCUUUCCGCAAAAAUAUAUUUACGAUUGGUAAUUCUUCUAAACCUACUUACGAACACCUGUUGUGUUUACAGCGUAAACCUAAAGCCUACUCCCAGCUGAGGCUGGCUUAUAAUGAGGUUUAUCGCGAAUACUUACGGAAUAAUUACAUUCCUCUGUCACCUCGCGUUGAGUCUGAUCGUUCGCGUAUACCUACUUAUUUGUCCACGCAUCAUGACGUCAUUCGCGAGGACAAAUCUAGCGCGACCAAGUUACAGGUCGUCGCUGAUGAUGCCGGUACGCUUAGUAGUUCAGCCAACCGUUUCGUGUCGCUCCAUGAGCCUCCGCGAGCAUUGCUCGCACCAUCCCAGCUGCCAAUUGAGGAACUGGAUGGUAUCUCUGUUUCUGAAAUACCAGAACAGAAACUUCUGUCGGAUAAGCUAGCGUCUAAGCAUAAAAUAUAUUUACGCGCCGAACUAGAAAUUACUUUGUCUGCUCUCAGACCUAGCAGCUGA